CAUUCAACGUCUGUGACGCUUUCUUAUUUGUGGUCGAACCUUGCUGCUCUUAGUGCACAAUGGACGUGCGGUGCAUGUCGCAUGUAAACCACCCUUGGUUCACAUCCGGACUCAAACGAAAGCGUAGUGUUGUGGGUUCAUCGAAUGCGUGCGACUCAAUAGAAGCGGCCACAAAGAAACGGCGACAGAAUGUCAUCGAACGCGGUAUGGCGUCGCUCACUCUAGACUCCAGUCCAAUCAUACAAGGCACCGCAUCCCAAUUGCCCCCGCUAGCAGCCGCAUCCCACUCGCAGUCCGUCCUGUUCCUUCAUUCCCCCGCUGUUGCUGAGACAUCCCGUCCUGUGCAAGAGGUUCGAAUGAAAUCCGCAUCAUGGUAUGAACCUGAAAAAGAUAGAGUUGUUGUCCUGAGCUUGGAUUCUGACGACGAGUCCGAAGACGACAUCACGACCGGCGGCAAUGUGCAAGAAGCUAACAACACAUCAUAUUAUGUGCUACCGUCCGUGGUGUCGCACCUCAACAGCUUUACCACAGAUACAGUCCCGAGCAAAGACGAGGACUUAUCGAAGGCUCUGGUUCUGUUCAGGCCUGUUUUUCAGCAAUUCGAGACACCACGAACGCCCCUUCCUACAUCCAUCACGGCAGAUGAGACAAAGAUUGACGAAAAUGCUCUUGUUGAAGACGUUGACAUGAUGGAAGUUGACAGCUGAUACACCUUUAAUAUUUACAACGCCUAAACCAGAUCUUGAUAAUGCUACAAGAUUACUCAGUAGUGAGACCCGCAAGCGUGCGGAUCGUUUAGGCUUCGUUCGGUAUGAAGAAACAGGCCUGUUUCUUCCAGUUUUUCAAUUCAAUAUUCUCUCUCAUUUCUUCUACCUAAAGAAACACGCAAUUUUUGUAUUAAGAAACAGGAA
Molecule: messenger RNA, 911 nt
Organism: Cantharellus anzutake
Lineage: Eukaryota; Fungi; Basidiomycota; Agaricomycetes; Cantharellales; Hydnaceae
Exons: 2
Coding region: 60-707 (215 amino acids)
Source: RefSeq, a predicted model, not a curated record